CCUUUCAGUACCUGCGUGACUACACUUUACAGUGGUGGGAUCGAAAACACAAGUAUUCUGUUAAACAUGUUACUGCAAUGUUUACUCGUGCUCCUGGUUACAUGUCCAUUCGGUCAGUUGUUUGAGAUUCAAGUCCCACGCUCCACUAUUAAAAAUCCAAUUUUGUUAGAUGUGCCUCGAAACACAGAGGAUAAAUCUGAUAGCCUAUCGGAUGCCAUCAAGGUCACCAAUGCUAGUAACCAUUUCGGUUUGGCCCUGUACCACGUAUUAUCUAGGUCUGGUAAUCUGUUUAUCUCUCCGUUUAGUUUAUCAGCUGUACUGACCAUGACCUAUUUGGGUGCCCAGGAUACCACUGCCCAACAAAUGAGUUCUGUUCUUGGUUAUCGCCCCGUGGGAUUAAAGAGCGCGGGAGUUCUAAAUGGGCUGCAAGAAGCCACGAAUCUGUUGAACAGUCAAGAAAACGGUUACGAUCUUGAGAUAGCUAAUGCUGUUCUAGUUCAGCGAAGUUUCAACGUACUAAAGAGCUAUCGACAAGCACUCACGAGAGAGUUGAACGCCACUCUUCAAGAGGUGGAUUUUCAGACCGAAGGAGAGAAAGUCGUUAAUGAAGUUAAUAGUUGGGCAUCCCAUCGGACAAAAAACAAAAUUCAGAAUCUGUUAACCAAACCACUUCCAAGCAACAGUCGCCUAGCAUUGCUGAACGCUGUCUAUUUCAAGGGAACAUGGCAGACAAUGUUUGACAAAAAACUGACCAAAACAGGAACUUUCUACAACAAUGGCCUAAUCCCGACAAGAGUGAAUAUGAUGGAAAUAAAAACAAAAUUUAAAUUUUUCAAUGAUCCUAAUCUUGAUGUAUAUGCUAUAGAGAUGCCUUAUACAGGUCAUCACAUGUCCAUGUUGAUCCUCCUACCACAUAACAGGAAUGGAUUACCAGCCCUCGAAAGGGCGCUUUCAGUCCCUUAUUUAGAAAAUGUAUACGCCACCCUUCAGGAGAAGAAUGUUUUUGUCAGGAUGCCACAAUUCAAGCUGGAGGAGAAAUACGAAGAUAUCAAGAGAACACUGCAGGCUUUGGGAAUGUCGGACGUAUUUGAUGAACAAAGAGCUAAUCUGGCCGGAAUAACUGGGCAUCGAGACCUUUACUUGAACAAAGUUGUCCACAAGACACACGUGGAGGUUAACGAGGAAGGAAGUGUGGCUACUGCAGUGAGCUUUGGGGUAAGUAUAGUGAGGAUCGGAGGCAACAUUGCUCCACAAUUUGUAAUUGAUCAUCCCUUCAUAUUUUUAAUCCGAGACUCUCGUACUGGCUUAAUUCUCUUUAUAGGUCGUGUUGCUGAACUGUAAUAGACAAUAUGAACUACUGUUCAAACAUACAUAAUAUGAUUGGUAGAGGAUUAACUUCAUAUCGUUUUAUUAGGCUACGUAUCUUUAACUUUUUUUUUUAGUUUAAAGUAUUAAAUAUGUACUUCA
Limulus polyphemus (Atlantic horseshoe crab) is the source of this 1467-nucleotide messenger RNA. RefSeq names its product leukocyte elastase inhibitor C-like. Gene Ontology annotation, molecular function: serine-type endopeptidase inhibitor activity. Lineage: Eukaryota; Metazoa; Arthropoda; Merostomata; Xiphosura; Limulidae. The transcript has 2 exons. The record is from RefSeq and is a predicted model, not a curated record. Bases 67 to 1341 code for a protein of 424 amino acids.